CCCGCCUCUCUCUCUCUCUCUCUCUCUCUCUCUCUCUCUGCGUCCAUGGAUCCUCAGUUCUCCUCCAGUCCCUUCCUUCCCCUCGUUCGUCCCGUCCCCUCCUACACGCAAAACCCUCAUCCAAACCCUAACCCUAGCCCGAUCCCCAUCACCGACCCCUCUGGCGCCGAUCUCCCCACCACCAUUUCCCUCCUCAAAGACCUUGCCGCCCUUGCCGAGACCACCCUUAGAUCCGUCUCCGACUUUCUUUCCUCCUCCUCCACCGCCACCUCCUCCUCCUCCUCCUCCGCCGCGUCCUUCUGCCGCUGCCCCUACCAUCCCCGACACCGGAUGCCUCCGGAAUCCCUUUUCCGCCACUCCCUUCUCUGCUCCUCCGCCCCUGGCGCUCCCCUUCUCGACCUUGCCUUCCUUGACGCCCUCCGCUACACCUCCUCCUUCAAAUCCGACGCCCAGCUGCAGAAGGAGAACCACUUCGUCCGCCCCCUCCGCGAGGCGGACGCCGACCUCUGCUUCUCUCUCGACGGCGAGCUCGGAGACAUCGGUUCCAACUUCUUCUACAAGGACUGCCCUGGCGUCGUGACCACACCGGAGCCCGAUGCCUCCAGCAGGACCUUCACACUCCCUGGCUUCUUAUCCAUCGAGUGCGCCAACUUCGCCUCUGAUUGUGAUGAAAAAUGUGGGGUUUUGGUGGAAGGGGGCGUUCGAAUCCUUCCAUCGGAGUUCUGGGCUUUGAGAUGUGAGGUGGAGUCCUGGCGGGACUACCCACUGUCAUACUCUUAUGUUGUCCUUUGGGUCGCAUCGAGCUUGAAUCAGGUGAAAGAGGACGUUUUGAAGAGAUGGGUAAUCUCAAAUUCUCCACAAUUUGGGAUUUUGAUUGAUGCCGCAAUGAGGGAUCACAUAUAUCUGCUUUUAAAGCUAUGUUUGAAAGCGAUUGGAAGAGAAGCUCUUUCUUGUCUUAAGUUGCUGUUGAGCAAGGACAGUCUUUUAGAUGUUAAAUCUCCUAGUUUCAAGUGCCCAAGAUUAUUUGGAAGCUUGACUUGGUUGGCAUCCCAACUUUCGGUUUUGUAUGGGGAUACCAAUGGCAAGUUUUUCACGAUUGGGAUGCUUAAGGAAAUGCUGAUACAAGCUGGGUCAAGCUUAUUGUUAAUUAGAUUAGGAGAAAAGAGAGAUGAAGAAGAUGGCUGCAGGAAUGAUAUUGGAUUUGGUGUUUGUAGUAAGGGGUGUAAAUAUGGUGAGUCAAAUUCUAUCUUUGUAUCUCAGGUUGCAGCUGCAGUAGCUGCAUUGCAUGAAAGGUCCUUGCUCGAGGGAAAGAUCAAUUCUCUUCGAUUUGCCCAACCACUCUCCAAGUCUCAGCUAAUAAUGGAACAUUCAUAUGCAUCAGCCAGGGGUAGUGAGGAACGAGGAAAACGUCCUAACUAUAGACCUCUAUUAGAAUAUGAUAUGCUUUCUGGGUAUCGAGUGCAAAACCAGGAUGAGGGCAAAGCCAAGACAAGAGAAGAGCUAUUAGCUGAGGAAAGGGAUUAUAAGCGGAGAAGAAUGUCAUACCGUGGCAAGAAAGUGAAGCGAGCUCCAAAAGAGGUAUUGAGGGACAUAAUUGAGGAGUACAUGGAGGAAAUCAAACAUGCAGGAGGGAUUGAAUGCAAUGUAAAAGUUUCCCCAGGAACUGCAGUUUCCACACUCAAAUGCAAUUCUCAGAGUGAUGUGACUGGAUAUAUUCAUGGAUUACAAGGCAGUGGGUGCAGUCUAUCUGAAACAAGAAAAGAGAAGUCAUUACAUUGGGAUGUUUCUAUAAGUGAUAAAUCAAACAGGGGCCAUGAUCUGCAAAAAAUUCACCAGAAACCAAAAUAUGAACACUAUGGACAUUGGGAGGAUCAUGAAGGAAGCAAGCAUAAAAGAGAAAACAAAUAUGGAUCUAGAAGCCCCUCAAGCCACAGGAAUUAUGCUCAGUUGCAUGAUCGAAAUGAAUCCCAUAGGGAACGAUGUGGUAUGGUAGACUGGAAUGAUACUAGUUAUUCUUCGACAUCAAAAGAACGUUUCAGUCGAUCAACAUUAACUUCUAAACAUUCCAAGAAAGAAUAUGACUAUAUAUCAGAAAAUAAAAGUAAAGAAAGGGCUAGGACUUCUGAGAGUCAUAGGGCAGAAUCAGUGACCCAAGAUGCAUUUGGGGACAGGUAUGAUCCUUCUAGCUCAUAUGAUGAGUAUGGUGCCACCUAUGGUGAUGUCUCUGUAGGCAGCAAUUAUCUCAGAUCAGACAAAUUUUCCAGUCCAAGAAAUCAUGAUCAGUAUCGGGAUAAAGGCAAAUAUGACCGUCCUACAAGAAGGCAUAACCAAGGUCAUCAUAAGAAGUAAAGUUAUUCCUUCUGUGUGAUUAUUAAGUUAUUCAGGCAUCAGGACUAUUUUCUACAACAGUAUCCUUCUCUGUAUCCUCAUAUGAAAGCACAUUCUUUUACAUGCGGAUAUCAACUUUGUGAUGUCCACAUACUCUUAGUUCUGAUACCGCUGGAUUGUGCUUAUUAUCUCGGGAAGUAUUAUGCUAGAAUUGGUCUAAGGGAUUUUUGGAUGUAUGCCUUCCUCAAUAUAUGAAAUAAUGUGAAUAUCUUUGUAAAGUUGCUAUUUGCAUAUAUACCAUUAUAAAUUACUUUUUUUGUGUGUAUACUCUUAUAAAUUUUUUCUUUGCAUGUCUACCUAUGCCAUCUAACACUUGAAGAAACGGGCUGUUUAAAAUUGAUAUGACUGAAAUAUCCUUAAUGAGUAGACAUGCAGAAAUAAUACUUUAUGAGGUUAUACAAGCAAAUAGUAAACUUUCAAGGGCAUAAAUGCAUAAUAAAAAAAUAAUAUGGAUGCAUACACUCAAAUAAAUUUGUGAGGGUAUAUAUAUGCAAUUCAAAUUUUUAUAAAGAGUAUACAUGUUAAAAUCCCUUUCUAUUAUGAAUGAAUUGGCUGUACUCUAGUAUAGUUCUUAGUUUUGGGUCCUAUCCUCCAUAAGUUUCCUUCAUAUAUGAUUUUUUUUUCCCUUCAAUAAUCAAAGAUAUGGACCAAUCAUUUUUAUAUAAUUAUAUUCCGCAUUAAAUCUUAGCGUCCACCCUUGGAAUCAUGCAUACUUGAUGAGCCCUAAGGUGAUGUAUUAAGUGUAAAUGACGUUCAAUCAAGUCUCCGACCCCGACUCUGUUUUAUUCCUGGAAUGUUGGUUCUCUUGGGUAACACCUGCAUGUCUGGACUGAAUUAUAAGCAGAAAUAGUUGACAUCAACCAUAUCAGGUAUAAUCAUAAACUUAGAUACAACACCAUUCAUAAUUUUGGAUGUAAACAAACAGUACUACCUGCAUAUUAAGAAAAACUAAUACCUAACAGAAUCAAAUCUUUUAAAUUAUGGUUAUAGAAAACAAAUCUAUCUGCAAUUAUAUCAAUAACUUUCCAUGACAUAGAUUAUAUAAUUCCAUCAACAAUACUUUAUAUAAAGCAAAACCCAUUAUAACUCAUCAAGAAUAGGACUAAUUCAUAACCUGCGUAUAAAGAAACUUGUCCAGAAAUGGAUAUAAAUGUAACCAACACAUUCUAGAUCUGGAUAUAGAGCUAGAGAGGUUCACAAGAGCCUGUUAACGUUGAUCAAUAUACAAAAUCUCUAGUAUCCAAGGACAAAUUAAAAACACAUUCCACAGUUGCAUGAGUUAUCUUCAUAUGAUCCACAAGCCCACUUUACAGCUCCAAAAUGAUGACAUGAUUACAACCUGAAAAUUGAAAACAUGAGCUUAUGGAGAAUGACAAAAUAUCCACCGCUCCAGCAGAACGUGUGAUCAAAAAUACAUUUUCCACCCCUCUAGCAGAACAUGAUCAAAUCUGCAAUUAGCAAAAAAUUAUUUGGAAUGAGAUUCAACUCUAUAUCAACCAACAAAUUAUCUUGAAUGACAAAAUUGCAUGAGAUGAAGGCACGAAGCAAUUGUUGUUGCCUACCUAUUAGCAAUUAAGUGGCAAAAUUGCAUGAGAAAAAUGCAUAAAGACAACUACCAUGGACAAAAUAAGGUUUAAGAACACUAUCAGUGCUCAUGAGUUGAUGUGCCAUGAAACUUUUAGGAGGGACAUCUUACUGCAAUCAUGGUCUAUAAGUCAACAGGUUAGAUUAGGUAUAUACCUGCAAAAUGAGCACUUUAUAGAUCAUCAUGAAAAAAUUAACAGAAUAGAAGAUAGAACCACUUUCGAAGUUUGAAUCAAGGUUGAUGAACCAAUGAAUUCAUUGCCGCAGGAUUAAAUAUAUCAAUCUCUUCAUGAGCACAGUUCAGGUUGCAAUUUAAAAUCACAGGCUUGAAUAUUUUCAAAUCAUGCAAAGAAAGUGAAGGAAUCAUCAGAAUACACUAAACAUGGUAGCUUCUAUGGUGUGCAGAUUCCCCAAAUAAAUAGAGGUGUAUGAAAUUAAAAGCCAAGAAUUUGCAUGAAAUUUCAGCUGUGAACUAGGCAAACAAACUUAAAAUGUAUAUUGUGGUGUAUGAUACAUAAGCCACUGUUGACUUGAGACAAUAUAAAUAAAUUUCUUGAAGGUUAUAUGUAUUCACUCUGAUGCAUGAUGCAUAUGACACCUUUGACUUGAGAUAAUAUAAAAUAUAUUUUGGAGGUCAUAUAUGAAAUAGAUUAACUUAAGUUCUUACUAGUACAAUAUUGUAUAUACUAAUGUAUUACAAUACUAAUCCAUGUGCAUCUAGGCAUAUAAGUGGAGUUCAUACUUCCAGAUUCCAACUUUCAAAUUGUGUUUUCGUGAAAUUUGUCAUCUGUGUGAUUGCAAUUUGGAAAAGUUUAUAUAGAAGAUGCAUGCAUACUCACAAAUUUGUUAUUAAAAAGAACAAAAUAUGCAUAAAAUGAAUGAUCAUCUACAAUGCACAUGCACCUUAAAAGUUGAGAAUUUAUGUACUCAUCACGAUAAAACUUAUUCUAAAGGAUAUUAUUACAGAAAGAGAUUACAUUUUCCUCAUUAUACCUUUGUAUAUCUUUUGAAUAUCCAUGUGAAGAUGGAUGAACAUGCACUUGAGCCUAGCAAUCAAUCACUUUGUCUCAGGUUGACUUUAGGCAGACUGUGCGCCUAAAAGGUGGGCUACUUUGUUCUUGUUGCAUGUGUGAGUCCUUAUAAUGGGUUUCAUUACUAUAUGCUCAGUUCAGUGCAGUUUAGUAUUGCCAGAUUAUGUGCAUAUUUUGGUGUUUUUCUGUGAAUGAUGAACAUAAACUUAAAAUUUGGGCAAAGAAUGUAGAUUAUCAAAGGCAGUGCUGACAGUAACAUUCAUGUUCCUUCUUAUUUGAAGGCAGUAAGUAUGAAGUUUGUCACAUGUUCAAGUCUAUCCCAAGUAACUAUUGUAUUUUGAGGUGCAUCUAUCACCUUUUGUUAUAAUCCCUUUUCGGGAAGCUCUUCUAUUCAAAUUCUUCAGAAAGAAACAUUUUUCAUAUACUUGUGAAGUGUUUAAAGGGUAGCUGCAGUAUGUGGUUAUCAGGCAACAACAUAACCUGCAUGCUUUAUGGAGACAGAUACAUUAAUAUACAUAGUUCGUAUUUUGUUUAAAAAUUCUGAAGUACAUGCAAUAUUUAAAUUCCAAUAAUAACAAUCAUAGAAAUAGCAAGCUUUAGCAUGUACAUAAUCAUGGUCCUUUCACCUGCGGCAUAGACCUCUACGACGACGCUAAGCCUCGGCCCCUUCCGUGGACUUCGCUGAAUUGACCACACUGGAGGAAUUUUUUUGUGGUAUGUCGAGGCAAACCUCUUACUGCACGGUGGGACGAGCACCUGCAAAACGAAGUCCACACUGAUCGGAGUUGUCUCCGACGGAGACCCUCUGAUGCUUAAGUCAGAGAGGGAGACUGUGCAACAGUAGUAUGGAUGAGAACGGAGACAGAGCUCAGCGUUAAAAAUGGCUUACCGAAGCUGUUGUCUUAUCUCCUUUUUAUAGAGUAGAUGGUCGUAACCGUUGGAUAUGGUCCAGCAUUUGGUGGCGUAGAAUCACAGGACAGUAAUCUCGUAGUGGAUUAUUAGUCCUCAUAGAUUACGCUGCGAUAUCAGUGGAGUAACCGUCCGUGACGGUUAUGAUAUAUUUGAAUUAGUCGGCCGAUUAUGCGUCGGGGGUUGGCCGUCGGUUAGUAACUCUGAAAUACCGACGGUCGAAGUAGUCUGUUGUCUGUAGAGUUCGAACAUCAGCUGCUUACCGAUACUGAGUCGGUAAAGGAGAUUCGGUCGGUCGAUUAAAAGUAGUGUCGACCUGCUCAGCCGACAUAUAGUUGGUAGUCGCUUUCAAGAUCGUUUGUUCAUUUGAUGGGUAGAGUCGGGUGUUGGUCGGACUAUUUCGGAGAUUGGUCGGCAAAUAGAGGCCCGUCGAUUUUUCCCAACAGUUGCCCCGCCACUUCUGAGUCCGAAUGGCGAGUCAUCACGUGCGUAGCCACGUGGUCGGUCGCUUUGGACGAAAGUUGUUAUCCGUCAUGUCGAGUCUCGAUUUUAUCGUCAUAUUCUCCUGAAUACGGCCGAUCAUCUCCUUUGUCGUCCUUGAACUGCCGUAUCAGCAGAGAGAUCUGGUGUCAGGCGUCGUUUGUGGAAGAUGAGCCGGCGUCAGUUGUUAUAUCGGGAAGGUGAAUCGACGUCGUGCGAUUCAACUCUGGCUUGUAGAUUCCCACCACGUGUCGGGGCGUCAUUGGGUCGGAGUUGUUCACGCGGAUGGAGAUGACGUGGUUCAAUCUGGUGCAAGUGCGUCGAACCGUCGGGUCGAUGAUGGGCUCAGAUGUUGCCAUGCAUCGUCAUCUGGCAUGGCUUCGGCCUGGCCUCUUUCAUUCAGACCGUCGGGCAUUCCUUUAUGUAAAGAGGCUCUGUCAGCCAGGUACUUAUCCCUCAUUUUGUCUUUUCUGGAAAGAGGGCUCUGUUAGAGAGCAGCUUGUGAGCGAAAAUCGUCCCUUGUUGCUUUUCUUAGUCUAGAUUCCUUGAGUAUUUUCGAUGAGUGAGGUUGUCACAGGAGGUGGUCGGUCGGGGGUUCCGGUCGACAACUCUGUCAGAUUCGGAGGUUUUUCCAUUGUGGGAUCCGAUCGUUAGUUAGUUUUGGAAGUGGCAUUGUGCUUCGGGCCGAUGUUAGCUUUUUACUCCUAAUGUCGAUGGUGGGGUCGACGAUCCGUUUCUGUGUAUUCCGCGUCCCCGCCCCAGUUGCAUGAUCAAAGUCAUUUUUGUCGGUGGAAGAAAAUCUGAAGUCUGUCUCUAGCUCUUUCGAGGAGUAUGCGAUUGUCGCUCGAGCUUCGAUGAGGAGUGUACGGUCAUCGAUCACACUCUGAAGCCCUCUAGCUCUGGUUGCUGGUCGGGCUUUAGCAAGGAGGGUGCGGUCAUUAAUCGCAUUCUUCAUGUAGAAGUGGAUCAGGCUGUUGAUGUGGUUGGCCAGGCUGCAUGAUCAGCCAACCAUCUUCGCGGUUUGACCCAAUUUGUAGCUCCCAAGCUAGAAGGCGAAGUUUAUCAGAGAUAUCGAUCCAAGAUGGACCUAUCAAUUCUUUGGUGGAAUGAAGAUUAGUCGGUGCUUCUGACUUUUCUUUUUGUAAGGAUGUGUAAUCGGACUUCUGUCCAAUUUUUGUCAUCUUUCUUUUAGAUAAUGAAAGUUCUUUUCUGAAAUACUUUUCUGUGUCGUCGAAUUUGUAAUGUCUGUUUUGUGAAGCAUUCUUCGAAUGUAGAUUAUAGACCCGACUUUCGUAGAUUUUGUAGAAUCUGCUAGUCGUGUAGCAUCCGACGUACUUAGUUAGGAUAAUCGAUGGCGAGCCGAAUAUCUAUUGCUCGGACCUUGAUCGGGCUUAUACGUCGUGUUGUUUAUAGAGCGAUCAAUGAAUGUAGCUCAUUAAUCUGACUGUUAUGUAGAUUUCGUAGGAUCUGCUAGUUGAGCGGUGUCUCACGUAUUUGGUUAGGAUAACGAACAUCCUCUUCUGAAAAAGUUAUUACAUUGAGUUAUUAUCGUUUCACCGACUCUUCUUCAGAAGUUGCCCUCUGGUCCAGCCGUCUGGUGAUCAUGUUAAUGACUCCUGCGGUCGACUGAUUAUUUACAGCUUCCUCAGUCGGCUGGAGAUUGAGUCGGCGGAUCCCUCUUAUAUUUUUCGAGGUAGCCACAUCGUAUUAGAGCUUCUAUUUUGUCCCUAAGCUGGAUGCAUUGUUCGGUGUCGUGGCCGUGGUCACAGUGGAACCGGCAAUACUUCGAUCGCAGUUCUUUGUUUUCAUCGAUGGAGGGUGCCGUAGGUAUUCUGCUCCUUCGAUCUUCAUGAAGAUCUGCGUACGGGGAGCAGAGAGAGGAGUUGGAGUUAUACCUGUCGUAAUUCGGCCUCGGACUCCGUCGUCGGGGUGAGGCUCGCUUAUCGAUCGGGGGCCUACUUGAUUUGACUGGAGCCUCUCUUCUUCUGCUUUUUGUUCUGACCUUUACUUUCUGUCAGCAUCGGUUAGAAGCUCCUUCAUCCGCGCGUAUGUAUUUGUACGCACGCUCUAAGAGUUCAGCAUACAUUCGAGGGUCUUAUCUAGUGAGUACGUGAAUCGGGACCCCCUCAGAUUUCUUUUGAUGGCCGAUAUGGCCAUGUCUUCGUUGAGGUCUCUGACCUCAAGUGUGGUCGUAUUGAAUCGGGCCACGAAGUCUUGGAGUGUUUCGGUCUCUCCUUGUUUGAUCGAGAAGGGACUGUCUGAGGUUCGUGACGGCCUCCGACUGGUGCUGAAGUGGGCCACAAAGGAAUGUUCCAGCUGUCCGAAGGAGUAAAUAUUUUUCAAUUGAAGUCCGGAGUACCAGGCCCGAGCAGCUUUCCGAAGCGUAGUUGGAAAGCCGAUGCAUAGGAGGGCGUCAGUUGCUCCCUGGAUCGUCAUCAGAGUCUUGUAGCACUCAAGAUGAUCGAUUGGGUCGGUGGAACCAUCAUAGGGCUCCACAUGUGGCAUCUUGAACCGAGUCAAGACCGGUUCGUCCAAGAUAAAUCGGGAGAGGCUGGGCGGUAUGGAAAUCAAAGCCAUUUGAAGAUUUCUGACCGUCCGUCUGGAGUUGGGCGAGUCGGCGGUCGAUUUUCUCGAACUUGCGUUCGUAGUCUUCAAGCCACUGAUGGUGGGAGAUUCCAGGAGUUGAUCCUCCCGAUGAAUUAGAAGGAGAGGCAGAUGGUGUUCGCAGUCGUUUUUCCUUGCUUGAUCUAAUUGGGAAGGAGAAGGGUGCCGUGAAUGGUAGGUAGCGCGUCGAGAGUGCCGCGAGUGCUGUUGCUCAUCUCGCUGAGGGAGUCGAGAUGGCCGCUCUGACGGAGGCGGCAGAGAUCGCUGCGGAUGACGGCGGCUGUGUCUGGAUGGCAUUGAAUGUGCCAUCGGUUGCUCCGCUGGCUGUUGUGGUGGCUGGGUUUGCUAUUGUUGGAGGCUUUUGACUGCUUCCGCGAGUACGUUCAUUUGCUGCACGAUUGCAGCAAUUUGGGUGUUUGUGGUAACCACGGGGCAUAGAGAACUGGGCUCUGCUACCGGAGGCAGGGAAGGAGCCUCUUCCCGACAGAAAGAGUGUUUCGCCGAUCCAGUUGCCGUUGAUCGUUGAGCUCUGAUUUUCGUCAUUGCGAGUUUCUUUCUUGCGCUUUCUCCUACCUGGUGCGUUAAUCUGUUGCGGCCAAUUCCCUCGUCGUCUGUCGUCGGGGACGAGCACCUGCAAAACAAAGUUCACACUGACUGGAGUUGUCUCCGGCGGAGAUCCUCCGAUACCUAAGUCAGAGAGGGAGACUGGGCAACAGUAGUAUGGAUGAGAACGGAAAUAGAGCUUAGCGUAAAAAAUUGCUUACCAAAGCUGUUGCCUUAUCCUCUUUUUAUAGAGUAGAUUGUCGUAAUCGUCGGAUAUGGUCCAGAAUUUGGCGACGUAGAAUCACAGGGCAGUAUUCUCGUAGUGGGUUAUUAGUCUCCAUGGAUUACGUCGUGAUAUCAGUGGAGUAACCGUCCGUGAUGGUUAUGAUAUAUUUGAAUGAGUCGGCCAACUAUGCGUUGUGGGUCGGCCGUCGGUUAGUAACUCUGAAAUACCGAUGGCCGAAGGAGUCUGUUGUCUAUAGAGUCCGAACAUCGGCUGCUUACCGACACUGAGUCGGUAAAGGAGGUUCGGUUGGUCGGUUGAAAGUAGUGUCGGCCUGCUCAGCCGACAUAUAGUCGGUAGUCGCUUUCAGGGUUGUCUGUUCAUUUGGUGGGUAGAGUCGGGUGUCGGUCGGACUGUUCCGGAGAUCGGUCGGCAAAUAGAGGCCAGUCGAUUUUCCCCAAUAUCAUGGUUCAACUUUGGUCUGUUGUUCGUAGUUAUAAUAAUUGUUAUAACUAUAACCAACAAGCCUUGUUUCCUGUCUUUGCUUUUGG
Molecule: messenger RNA, 10313 nt
Organism: Elaeis guineensis (African oil palm)
Lineage: Eukaryota; Viridiplantae; Streptophyta; Magnoliopsida; Arecales; Arecaceae
Product: U11/U12 small nuclear ribonucleoprotein 48 kDa protein
Source: RefSeq, a predicted model, not a curated record